Ipomoea triloba (trilobed morning glory) is the source of this 1249-nucleotide messenger RNA. Its product is annotated as calcium-binding protein CBP-like. The transcript is spliced from 5 exons. Bases 67 to 999 code for a protein of 310 amino acids. Gene Ontology annotation, molecular function: calcium ion binding. The record is from RefSeq and is a predicted model, not a curated record. NCBI's taxonomy places the organism in Eukaryota, Viridiplantae, Streptophyta, Magnoliopsida, Solanales, Convolvulaceae.
AUUAAACGCCAAACGCGUCUUCUCUUUUUCUCUGUCUCUCGUACUUGCUGCAAAAAAAAAAUAAAAAUGUCAGGCUAUCCCAAUCCAAAUUCUCACGGCUACGGUUACAGCGCUCCGCCGCCGUCUCAGCCGUACAGCGUUCCACCGCCGUCCCAGUCUUACAGCGUUCCGCCGCCGUCGCAGUCUUACAGCGUUCCGCCGCCGUCCCAGGCGUACUCCUCAGCUCCCUACGGCGUUCCACCGCCAUCUUCCGCAUACGGGGCCCCACCACCGGGCCAAUCUCCUUACGCGCCCGUAGCCUCUCCGUACUCGGCGCCCUCGGCCCCGUACGCGUCCGAUCCCAGCAAGCCCCCCAAGGAGAACAAACCCCAAUCCUCUGGCCAUUAUGGCGGUGGUGGUGGUUACCCUACCCCUCCCCCUUCCGCGCCAUACGGCAGUGCCCCGCCCUUUGGUUCUCACGCCCCCUCCAAUUUCCCGCCCGGCACCGAUCCGAACGUGAUGGCUUGCUUUCAGAUGGCCGAUCAGGAUGGGAGCGGCUUGAUCGACGACAAGGAGCUGCAGAGGGCGCUUUCCUCGUAUAAUCAGAGCUUUAGCUUGAGGACAGUUCAUCUUCUCAUGUAUCUGUUCACCAACACCAACACCCGAAAAAUUGGUCCAAAAGAAUUUACUGCAGUCUUCUACAGUCUACAAAACUGGAGGGCAAUUUUUGAGAGAUUUGACAGGGAUCGGAGUGGCAAAAUUGAUACUACAGAAUUAAGGGAGGCCCUCUUGAGCCUGGGAUUUGCAGUAUCACCUGCAGUUUUAGAGUUGUUGGUGACCAAAUUUGAUAAAACCGGUGGACAUAACAAGGCCAUUGAAUACGAUAACUUCAUUGAGUGCUGCCUCACAGUGAAGGGGCUGACCGAGAAAUUUAAGGAUAAGGACACUGGGUACACUGGUUCAGCAACUUUCACCUAUGAAUCCUUCAUGUUGACAGUUCUGCCUUUUCUGAUUGCAUAGAGAUGAUGUGUACAUGAGUUUGGUUUGUGUGAUGGUUUGUUCGAUAGAAGCCUGCAGGCAGCAGCUUCCAUUUAAAUGGUUUUCGUAUUUAUGCAAUCUUUCAUUUUCAUUAGUUGUAUUUUGCUUAGUAGUAACGUUGGAGCCUGGAGGUAAUCUUGUAUUGUGUCAUGUUUCCUAGUUGCACUUCUCUCCUUCCAAUUUAUAUUUCCUGAAUAAACUCUCUCAUAUAAAGUUUUCUGAGUGAGCAAUA